Adelges cooleyi (spruce gall adelgid) is the source of this 1761-nucleotide messenger RNA. RefSeq names its product hairy/enhancer-of-split related with YRPW motif protein-like. The record is from RefSeq and is a predicted model, not a curated record. The transcript is spliced from 4 exons. Gene Ontology annotation, biological process: regulation of transcription by RNA polymerase II; regulation of neurogenesis; anterior/posterior pattern specification. Gene Ontology annotation, molecular function: protein dimerization activity; RNA polymerase II cis-regulatory region sequence-specific DNA binding; DNA-binding transcription factor activity, RNA polymerase II-specific. The coding region runs from base 1 to 1374 and encodes 457 amino acids. NCBI's taxonomy places the organism in Eukaryota, Metazoa, Arthropoda, Insecta, Hemiptera, Adelgidae. Gene Ontology annotation, cellular component: nucleus.
AUGUGUGCGGCCAAGACGGCCGCCACCGCCGCUGUCGUUUGGCACCGCGUGGCCGAUCUCCGGCACACGGCACGGCAUCGUUUUGUCGCGGGCUCGACUAAGUUCAAAGUGGCGGCCAAUCACCAUUCCCAUCAUCAUCAACGGGCCGCGUACCCGGCAGACGCCGGCCGGCCAAACGAUUACCUGGGCUACUGCGACCCGGCCGCGGUCAACCUGUGGCGCAUGGUGGUGCCCCGCGGCGGUCCGGCAGCCGAACCCGUGCCCGCCGCGCCACCGCUCACCGAACCGCACUGGGGCUACGGGCCUUGGAGUUCGGUGCCCGCGCCACCAGUGCGUCACCCCCACGGCACCAAGAGACACUACAACGAGAGUGACGACUGCGACGACGCUUUUUCCGAAGAGUCCAGCAAAGACCAAUGUUCGUCGCCCGGUGACGGCACCGAAACACCACACUCGUUGACUAGGAAGAAACGGCGGGGAAUCAUCGAGAAGAGGCGCCGGGACCGGAUAAACACCAGCUUGUCCGAACUCAGAAGACUUGUGCCCACCGCCUACGAAAAACAAGGGUCGGCCAAGUUGGAAAAGGCCGAAAUACUGCAGCUCACGGUCGACCACUUGAAAAUGAUCCAUUCCAAAGGUCUGGACACUUUGGCCUACGACCCGUCCAAGUACGCGAUGGACUACCACAACAUCGGGUUCAGAGAGUGCGCCGCCGAAGUGGCUAGGUACUUGGAGUCGGUGGAAGGGCUCAACGGACGGGACCCGUUGCGCGAACGUCUGUUGUCGCACCUGCAGUACUACAGCGCUCAGAGGGAGUAUGUGGCCAAGUCGCCGGCCGCCACGGCUGCACCGCCGCCGUCUUGGUACGGCCACCACGCGCCUCCGCCACCGUCUGCGGGCGCGGCGUUACAUCACCAUCACCAACAGUACCCGCCGACCAUCUCGCCACACCAACCGGCGACGUCACAACCUCCGCCACCAUCCAGUCACAACAACAAUAACAACAACAACAACAAUAACAACAGCAACAACAACAACAACUACGAAACGUCAGUGGCCGCGCCGGCCGACAUCAAAUCAUCCGCCGGCGACGCUGGCGGCACUCUGACCGCCCUGACAUCCGUGCCGGAUUAUCAUCACCACCAACACGAUUACCAUCACCAGCAGCACGACGGCAAUCAAUUGCACAACCUGCAACCGGUCGCGCCGCCCAUGCACCAUCAACAGCCGCCGCCACCACCCCCGCCGCCGACCUACCACGACCUGCACCACGGUCUGCAACCGCACCAACAACAACAAUACGAAUCCGCAGACUCGUCGGUGUCUUCACAAAUGAAACCGUACAGACCGUGGGGUGCCGAAGUGGCCUAUUAACGAUCGGCCGGCAUAUUAUAUGUGUACCACCGGGUAGGCCCGGUAGGCGUAACAUAACUGACGGUUAUGUUUCAAUAAAGAUUAUUGUACAUGUUUGGUAUUUUAUCGCUGUGAUUAAAAAUGUGUUCUCGAUUAGUAAUACUAAAAUAUUAGUUUAUAUUUUUGUAAAUAUUUUUUUAUUUUAAUUUUAAGCUCAACCUUAUUCUAGUCAUAUAUUACAUGUAUACCGGCCAAAGAAAAAAAAUGUAACUCUUUAAGUCUUAAGGAACCGCGAUCUCCUUAAAAAUAUAAUCGUAGUCGAACGACACGAUAAAUUAUUAUAAUGUAUAAUUACUUUUUCAGAGUAUUUCAAUAUGGAUUUUUUUAAAUUUAAGCGUUUACACCGAA